UAUGAACAUUACAAUUCUAAAAUACAUCUUCAUCCCUGCUUCGUGGGUAGCAAAAUAUCCGUCCUCAUUUUUGUUUCUCUUCUUAAAUUGUCACCAACGUCGCUUUCUUUAUCUACUGCAGAAAUUAACCAGAAUCAAUGGACAUGGAUGAUCUCAUAAUAUCUCCAUCUUCAUCUUCUUCACUUGUUUCCCCAUCCCAUGAAACUCCACUUACGCUCCAGCGAAGGCUUCAGCUGAUGCUUCAAAGCCAGCCUGACUGGUGGGCUUACGCUAUCUUUUGGCAAACAUCAACCGAUGACAAUGGCCGUAUCUUCUUGUCAUGGCGAGAUGGUCAUUUUCAGGGCACGAAAGACAAGUCACCAAAGCCAUCCACCGUCAACAACCCCAUGCAACAUCGGAGUCACUACCUCGAUGCGCCGGUGAUGGACGGCAGUGAUGCAAAUGACGCUGAGUGGUUCUAUGUGAUGUCCCUCACUCGAUCUUUCUCCGCCGGAGACGGUGUUCCUGGGAAGGCUUUCAGUACUGGUUCGUUGGUGUGGUUGACCGGUCGUCAAGAGUUGCAGUUUUAUAACUGUGAACGAGCUAAGGAAGCACAAAUGCAUGGGAUUCAGACGUUUGUGUGCAUACCAACAUGUGAUGGAGUUCUUGAGUUGGGAUCGUCUGAUCUCAUCAGAGAAAAUUGGGGUUUGGUUCAACAGGCUAAAUCUCUGUUUGGAUCGGACCAGGUUCCCAACUCACCGAUUCACUUACUCGACAUGAACAUCUCUUUUGCUGAUAUAGGCAUAAUUGCAGGUACAUCUGAUAAUGGUAAACCUCAAGAAAAUGGUAAAAGCAAGAAAGAGAUUUACGUUGACUCGGAGCAUUCCGACUCAGACUGUCGACUACGAGCCGCUCCGGCGAUAAAGAUCCCGAAGAAACGAGGGAGAAAACCAGGAGGAGUCCGAGACGUUCCGGUCAACCACGUCGAGGCCGAAAGGCAGCGACGGGAGAAGCUCAACAACCGGUUCUACGCCUUGCGAGCGGUGGUUCCGAACGUGUCAAAAAUGGACAAAGCAUCACUAUUAUCUGAUGCUGUGUUCUACAUCAAUGAGUUGAAGUCCAAGGUUGAUGAAUUGGAAACUCGGAUUCAUAAAGAUUCAUCCAAAAGGGUCAAACUAGAAGCUGUGGGUGAUAAUAACACAGACAACCAAAGCACAACAACUUCUGUUCAUCAGGCUAGGGCUAAAAAUAAUAGUAACUCUGGGAGUACCACCAGUUCUACUGUGUUUUUGUUCGAAGUUGAGGUGAAGAUUUUAGGUAAUGAUGCGAUGAUUAGGGUUCAGUCUGAGAAUGUUGAUUAUCCAGCUGCUAGGUUAAUGAAUGUGUUACGUGAUCUUGAAUUUCAAGUGCACCAUGCUAGUGUUUCCACUGUUAAUGAGGUUAUCAUGCUUCAAGAUGUGGUCGUUAGGGUUCCUGAUGGAUUAAGAACUCAAGAUGGUCUCAAAACUGCUCUUCUUCGAAGGUUACACCAAUAAUUCAGAUCUUGCUGUAUUAACAAACGAGCUAUAUCUCAAAUGAUAUAAGUUCUGGAUAGAAAACCGCUAGGUUAAUAUUAAUAAUUGCUGUAUGUUUGCAUUAUUAUCUUUGUUCUUUUAUGGUGUUUUCAAUCUUAAAUUUCUUGCUGAAUUUCGGAAAA
Molecule: messenger RNA, 1675 nt
Organism: Mercurialis annua (annual mercury)
Lineage: Eukaryota; Viridiplantae; Streptophyta; Magnoliopsida; Malpighiales; Euphorbiaceae
Product: transcription factor MYC1
Exons: 1
Coding region: 138-1514 (458 amino acids)
Biological process (GO): regulation of DNA-templated transcription
Cellular component (GO): nucleus
Molecular function (GO): transcription cis-regulatory region binding; DNA-binding transcription factor activity; protein dimerization activity
Source: RefSeq, a predicted model, not a curated record